Messenger RNA from Homalodisca vitripennis (glassy-winged sharpshooter), 3520 nucleotides. RefSeq names its product ecdysone-induced protein 74EF (gene Eip74EF). The record is from RefSeq and is a predicted model, not a curated record. Gene Ontology annotation, biological process: cell differentiation; regulation of transcription by RNA polymerase II. Gene Ontology annotation, molecular function: sequence-specific DNA binding; DNA-binding transcription factor activity, RNA polymerase II-specific. The transcript has 7 exons. Gene Ontology annotation, cellular component: nucleus. Lineage: Eukaryota; Metazoa; Arthropoda; Insecta; Hemiptera; Cicadellidae. The coding region runs from base 469 to 1440 and encodes 323 amino acids.
AUUUAGUAGUAUUUAAAUCCAUAGUUUAAUUACAACACAAUUUAAAUAUGCUAAUACCGCCUCUAUAUUAGUCUGCAGGGAUUUUUCGGCACACAUUAAGCGGAAGUAUUGACUUUUUCAAGGGAACAGUAAUACUUUUAAUAUUUUAAUCGCCUAUUCACAAUGCUGAUAUGUAUAGGCUACAAAUGAAAAUUGUAAUAGUUUACCUCUUAUUGUCAUAUACGAAUAAGAUAUCAAAACAAACAGUACAUGGGCAGGUGACUACACAGCACAAUGUCUCAGUCCACACGUGUCAGGAACAGAUACUGCACUCUACCCGGUUUGUAUCAAGAGGGCGUAUUUCACCAUCGCUUUACUCUAAUUUUGGCGAAGAAGUGAAAACUCCUUUAUGCAUGGCUGACUAGAGACCUGUAUUUAGCCCGCAAUUCUGGGCAGAAUGUAUACUGAGUGAUUGUGUGUUAAGUUGUAAUGAAUGGCUUGUAUGUUGCAGGUGUGUUGAGUCGCCGACAGCCUGGCUCAGUGGACACUGCGCCACCUACUACCGGUGGUCCUCUCUAUAUCAAGCGGGAACGGGAAACCGAUCACAAGGCGUUGUUACACGGCAUCCUCUCCCAGCAUCAUGCCGCUGCUGCCCUCCUCAACUAUAACCACUCCAACACCGGGUCACUACCGCCCAGCCCUGCGGACUCCGGAGUGUCAGAUGUAGACUCCAGCAGCAGCGGUCACACCUCCAAUGACGAACUGAGAGCCCGCCUUCAGCCCACCAACCAAGUCUCGUCCUGUUGGAGGUCGCCCGAGUCUCCGUCCAGCCUCUACCCCCAACAUUUCCUGGCCCCGUACUACCACCAUCAGGUCGCCAGGCCCCACCACCCCUCCGCCGCUACUCAGCCGAGACCACCCCUGACAGACGGGUAUGGAUAUAUGCCUCCACCCAGCAGUCAUCACUACUUUGCCACCCCUUCCGCACCAUCUCCUCCUCGUGCCGCACCCACCUCCGUUAUACAGGCAGCCGCCUCGAGCAGCCAUGACGACCUGUACUUCCUUGAGCUCGGCUUCCAACAAAGAGCGAAGAAGAAAAUAAAGAGGAUCAAAAGUGGAGAAGCCUUACCUCCAGGAGCAAAAAGGAAAAGCCGGGAAGGGUCCACAACGUACCUGUGGGAGUUCCUGCUAAAGCUACUGCAAGACCGAGACUAUUGCCCUCGCUACAUCAAGUGGACCAACAGAGAGAAAGGCGUGUUCAAACUGGUGGACUCCAAAGCUGUGUCACGGCUCUGGGGCCUACACAAGAACAAGCCUGACAUGAACUAUGAGACCAUGGGUCGUGCUCUAAGGUACUACUACCAGAGAGGAAUCCUGGCAAAGGUGGAUGGCCAGCGGCUUGUAUACCAGUUCGUGGAUGUGCCUAAAGACAUUGUGGAGAUUGACUGUACGGGAGCGUGACCAUCGUAGACUCGCACAUGCCAAUCUCCUGACAGAUCUGUUCAAUGUGAUGGUGAAUACAGUUACAGUUGGGACUUCCUCAGAAAGCCAAACUAAGUGUCUUUGGUCAACGAAAUGUCUACAAUUAGUGUUACUUAUAUUAAAAUGUAAUGUUAUUUUUCUAAUUAACUAUUUGUUAAAUGGUUUCAUUUUGAAAAAAGGCUGUUUACAAUUAAGGUAGAUUUGGUGUUUGAACUGUUAAUCGAAUCAAAUGUCUUUUAAGCAGACUUUGAAACACCUUUUAUGGUUAUAUCAUAAGUCAAUCCUUCAUUCUUAGUAGACCAUUGUUCUUUGUACAAAAUAGAACCCUCUAAAUGUCUUAAAAAAUGUUAAAAAUUUGAGUUCUUGAAAACAUCUAUUUAAUUGCUAUUACUUGUUUGUUUUUAUGAAAGGCGAGUUUACAAAUAACUUGGUUAAGAUAAAUACUUGUAUACCGUCACUUGAAGAGAUCUAGUUGGAGUGUCAAACGGUUGUGAAAGUAACAUUUUGGUUGGAUUAUUCUCAUCACAUUGUCCCGGAUAGUCCCACCUAGAUGUGUUAGCAAUAUUAUGCUCAAAGCUGUUCCGAAGUCUGUAACCAUGUGUAUAUUUUUAGAUUUUCUAAGAUUGUUUAUAUGUGUAUAUGAAACGGAAUGAUCUCAGGACUAAGUUUACUGCGGGAUCGCACCGGCCUCCACUGCCACGUGCUCGUUAUAUGUACAUAGUUUGCAGCCUCAUGACUUGUAUAUACCAUUACGAUUACAUAUUGUCUAUAAUUUAUUUAUUUCUUUGUUGAUAGUUUCACUUCUUCAGGAUUUCCUUUUAAUUUACAAAUGGCAGUGCACGUUGUCUCUAUUCUAUUGUUGUACUCGUUAAUGUUUACGGACUCUUGUUUUGUUAGUAAUUAAUUACGUUCUAGUAAAGCAUCACAUAAUAACUUUAAUAAAUUAUGAAUAAUUCUAAAGGGUUUUAAAUGUAUUUUAUGAACUUUAUGUCAAUGAUGUAACACAUUCAGUACAAAGUGUCUGAGUGAUGUUCACUGUCUAGCACACGGUUAAGUGUGCCGCUCCGUGUAAUUAAUGUUUCGGUGUAACUUAUUGUGAUGCCGGGUCAGAUGUGGUUCAGAAUCCACAAAACGUUUGCUGUGAAAGGCCUUUAGAAGCAAUUAACGAAGUGAGAAUCUUAUUGAGACUGAGCAUGGUACGGAGAACAGUUUUAUACCGUCUAUAUACCGUAGUAGUUUGUUAACGUUUUUGCUAAGAUUUCUAUCUGUAAUGUUAUAAGUGUGAAGCAGAUGCAGCUAUCGGUGUAGUGUUUGUUAUCUUCUGUUAUCUCAUCAUUCCGCUCUGUCUCUACUGCCCCUCACCAUCACUGCCAUUUCAGGUGGAUAAACUCUUGUAUUAUUAUUUUACACAUUUUUACCAGACCAAAAAUUUGUGAUAAAAUUUCAGAUUCAUUUGUUGUAAAUUUAUUAAAAUUGAAACCAUGUUCCUUUAUUAUAAAAGACCUUUGCUCAGAAACACGAGUUCUGGUGGUCAGCUAAUAUAUUAUGUUGUUAGUACUUAUUAGCCUAGUUGUACUUUUAUUACAAUGCUCAUUAAAAUACAUUGUGAAUUGUGCAGUGCCUCAUGAGUUUUGUAACGGGUCGAAUUGCAAUUAAUUCUUGAUGUUCUAUUGUAGUUUGUUACAACUUUUUGAAAGAUUUAAUAUUUGAUGCCCACAGCAGCACGAACCAAAUAACGUUCUCUUAUUGCAGAUUUUAUUAUUGUUGUGUCAGACAAAGAAUGUACCUUAGUAGAGAUGGAAAUAGUUUAUUCAAAGUUGACCAUAUUUUUACAUAAUACAGAUAAUGAAGUGAUGUACAUAGUAUUUUUAUGUAAGUAGGGUUUGCAUUUGUUCCAACCAGAUGAAUGUAACCCAUUUCUCUCAGAUUUAGAUCAUAGUAUUCUAUAAAAGCUAUUUUAAAUGUUAUUAUUAUUAAAAGAUGCUAUUCACUGGAUAAUUUUUGCAUAUAUGUAAAUUUUAAAAACAGCAGUCUUAAAUAAAUAUUUUGAUGUUUUCUA